This is a messenger RNA of Paramisgurnus dabryanus, 2302 nucleotides long. It is a transcript of the gene dennd10, whose product is annotated as DENN domain containing 10. NCBI's taxonomy places the organism in Eukaryota, Metazoa, Chordata, Actinopteri, Cypriniformes, Cobitidae. The record is from RefSeq and is a predicted model, not a curated record. Gene Ontology annotation, cellular component: late endosome. Gene Ontology annotation, molecular function: guanyl-nucleotide exchange factor activity; small GTPase binding. Gene Ontology annotation, biological process: protein transport; regulation of early endosome to late endosome transport.
GUUUUUCAGUUGCAAUAAUCAUGCGGAAGAAUCUAGUUGAUCACUUGAUCAGUAGAGUACGAUAACUUUCUCGUUUUAUGUCUUUAUUACUUUUCUCUGAUAAAGAUACCCGCGGUACUGAUUACAACGGUAUUAUAUAACUAUAUUAUCCUAAACUAUAUUAUAGAAAAACAUUAUUUAGUAGCACAAAUAUUACAAGGGUCUUAACUGUAACAGCUCAAUGUGUCAUUUUUCAUCGUUAAACUUUUACUCUGCGAGAGCAAAAGUGUCACGCGCUUUUUGACAUUUUCAUGGUUUCCUGGAUCGACUGUCCAGUCUUUCUUCUCUGUGCUGACUACACACACACACACACACAUUUAACGUUACAAGUUCAUGCCCGUUGGCAACAAAACUGUUCACAAAUUAAUAAACUGAACUUGGUUCUUUAAAAACGAACUAUAUGUGAAAACACCCUUGGAGACAGCUUAACGUGGACCAGGAAUGGGAAUAUGGCUACAUCUGAGCUGAUGCUGAGUAUUGGACUUAUUGAGAAAGACGUAAAUGUAGACACACUUUGGGUUUGGUGCUACCCGUCCAUCAGUGCUGAUCUGAGAGAGGUUCUGAUGCGGAAAUGUUGCCUGGCUCUGGAAAAUCAGCUUUUGCACACCUUUCUGUUCGGCCAGUACUGUCGAACCUGGUACUACAUCAGCAGUGUAGAGGUUCAGGAGCCAACUGCCCUCAAAAAGGUGACUCAUCUUUCAGUAGCUAUUACAGCUAAAGACUUCAAUCCUGAAAAGUAUGCUGCGUUUGGUAGAGUUCUGUGCAGGAUGUAUAUGAAACAUGGAAGUCCUGUGAAGAUGAUGGAGGGCUACAUUGCUGUUUUGACCAAAGGCAUAUGUCAGAGUGAUGAGAAUGGCUCCUUUCUCAUUAAAGAUUAUGAUGUCAGGAAAGCCUAUCUGGCUGGAUCUUUGAAAGAUGUUGUGUCUCAGUUUGGUAUGGAGACCAUUAUCCUUUACACAGCACUGAUGCUGAAGAAGAGAGUGGUGGUCUAUCACCCACGGAUUGAAGCGCUUCUGGAGUUCACAAGAGCUCUUCCUGCCUUGGUAUGGCAUAGGAAAGACUGGUCCAUCCUUCACCCUUUUGUUCAUCUGGACAAUAAUGAACUGGACAAUCUCAAGCUAUGUACAGGGUAUGUUGCAGGAUUUGUGGAUCCUGAAAUUAGAGACAGAUCAGACCUGUUUGAUGUAUAUGUCAAUCUUCCAGAAAGUGAGAUUACUGUAUCACAAAAUGCCAAAGAGUCAAUGGCGAUGGGGAAAUUCCAUAAAGAGAUCGGACACUUUAUUGUCCAGACUGCAGAGGAUGCCGAGCGCACAGAUGUGCAGGUUAUUAAGGAUAUUUCAGUAAAAACGAAAGAGAUCCUGAGUAACCUGAUGUCUCUUGCUGGUGAAGCAGAGAAUUCAAAGUUGACUUUGGAGACAUUGAAGCAACGGCACUACCCUCCAGCAACAGAAAACUUCCUCUUCCACUUAGCUGCGGCUGAGCAACUCCUGAAGAUCUGACCAAUUACAGCAUCCCAUUAUGCAGCGCAACACUCACAUGACACACAGCUGUCAUUCUGUGAGGAACAUUAACAUUAGCUGUGGAAUUACAAAAUGAAUUUAUAAAAGACUUAGGGUUGUAAUGGGCCAAGAGCUAUGUAAUACAUAUUUUUUAUAAGGAUAGGUUACAUUUGUUUUUUACAAGUUGUGAAUGAAACAUUGAAUGUGAUAUUCGAUAUCAGAUUUCACGCUCAAACGUUAAGAAGUACCUUGACCCAACAAAUCUAAGCUUUUCAGCGAGCAUUCCUAAGGUAUCCUAUUCCGUUUUAUAUUAGUUUAGCUACAAGGAUUUCACAGUGAAAAAGGACUGAUAGCUGCCUAACUGAAACAUGUUUGUUUAGCUGUGAAGGCUAACACUGUUACGAGGACUUUUUUCUAUACAAAGUUAAACAGUGUUGAGAUAAAAGAUCAAAAAACCCUGAACAGUGUUACUAAUAGCAUUAUUAUUGAGUGCCAAAUGAUUAUCUUAAAGUUAUGCUGUUAAUGCACAAAUAUAUAGUUUAUUCAUCUAAUAAUACUUUAUAUGAUUAUAUUCUCAAAUAUGUCUUUUAAAGGUCUGCACAUGAUAUUGUUAUAGGUCUUUAUUCAUCUCAAAAAACCCUUUUAUCAAGGGCUAUUCUCUGUGCCUAACCUGCUCAAUAAAAAUACUGAUGUGUGCAAUAUGAUGUAUGGAAAAACUUGAUGUUCAAAACUUUUUUAUUGUCAAAUUUUAAACUACACUACAU